CUGCCAGUAAGUAAGAUGGCGCCGCUGGGGUUCUCUAUCUGCCUGACGCGAGACUCACCCAAGAUGGCGUCGGAAGGACCCGAAUCCAAGAUGGCGUCCGCGCCCUUAGACAAAAUGGCGGCCACUGAGAAGCGGCGUCCGUCUCCGGCUGUGGCGGGAGGCGACUCAAGUCGGCCGGCGGUGGCGGCGGCAGCGAACGGAGUCCCCGGCGGGCACAACGCGGCCUGCUUCCUACUCGAAGCCGGCGUCACGGACAUGGUCCGCGCGGCCUUGCUGAAAGUGCUCGAAGCCAGGCCGGAGGAGCCGGUGCUUUUCCUCGCGGCCUACUUCGAGAAGCUGGCCCAGAGCAGCGCCGAGGCGGACGAAGCCGACGCCGGGGACCUUCCGCGGCAGCUCCAGCUUCGCCUCGACCGCGCCGCCUGGGCCUUGGGCCUCGCUCAUCACUCCCACAGGACGGCCUUUGACAACAACGUGGGCCUGGCGUACGACUGCCUGGGGGCUGCCGGGAAGCGCAAGAGGCCCGGCGUGAAGGGGAAGCUGUACAGCGAGCUGCUCCGGCGCUUGUGCCGCGAGAGGGGCCUCCCGGAAGACGUGGCGCAGCCCUUGCUGAGGAAGCUGCAGUGCCGGGAGCACGAGGCCGUGCCCUUCGAUCUCUUCCGCUACGGGGCCCUCACCUGCCUGGUGCUGCUCGAGUUCGUAGCCAAAGCGGACACCUUGUAUGACGCCCUGGGUGGCCCCGGCGGGGCGGACAAGCGGGUGUGCGCGGCCGUCCUGGGCGCCUUGGAGGAGGCCCUGCGCCCCAGCGCCGUUGCCCUCCCCGUCCGGUACUUGGAGGCCGGCUGCACGCUGGGCCCGGACCGCUUGGCGCUGGCCAUGGACACGGCCUUGGCCGAGAGGAAGCCCGGCGGGGUGGCCAUGAAGAAGGAGGACUUCCUCCGCCGGGCCGCUGCCGUCUUCCUCGCCAAAGUCAAGGCCGUGCAUUGAGCGUUCGGACAUUUCCUUGGAUUUGGGUGGGCUUCGAUUAUGUGCAUAUUGGCUCGAGUGGCUGUGUCUUGUUGAGCAGAAAAAUCAUGACGAGAUUUAAAUCAGGAUGAUGAUUUAUACUGCAAACGUGUUUGUGUUGUUUCUUCUCUGAGCCAAAAUAUUCCACAUACCCCUAUAGACUCCAGGCCAUGGCCAGACUGUGUCUUGUUGAGCGGAAAAACCACAACGAAAUUUAAAUCAGGAUGAUGAUUUAUACUGCAAACGUGUUUGUGUUGUUUCUUCUCUGAGCCAAAAUAUUCCACAUACCCCUAUAGACUCCAGGCCAUGGCCAGACUGUGUCUUGUUGAGCGGAAAAACCACAACGAAAUUUAAAUCAGGAUGAUGAUUUAUACUGCAAA
Messenger RNA from Anolis carolinensis (green anole), 1382 nucleotides. RefSeq names its product tubulin polyglutamylase complex subunit 1 (gene tpgs1). Gene Ontology annotation, biological process: protein polyglutamylation. Lineage: Eukaryota; Metazoa; Chordata; Lepidosauria; Squamata; Anolidae. Bases 16 to 984 code for a protein of 322 amino acids. Gene Ontology annotation, molecular function: microtubule binding. The transcript has 2 exons. The record is from RefSeq and is a predicted model, not a curated record.